Molecule: messenger RNA, 246 nt
Organism: Melospiza melodia melodia
Lineage: Eukaryota; Metazoa; Chordata; Aves; Passeriformes; Passerellidae
Product: olfactory receptor 14I1-like
Exons: 1
Biological process (GO): G protein-coupled receptor signaling pathway
Cellular component (GO): plasma membrane
Molecular function (GO): G protein-coupled receptor activity; olfactory receptor activity
Source: RefSeq, a predicted model, not a curated record
AUGUCCAACAGCAGCUCCAUCAGCCACUUCCUCCUGCUGGCAUUGGCAGACACGUGGCAGCUGCAGCUCCUGCACUUCUGCCUCUUGCUGGGCAUCUCCCUGGCUGCCCUCCUGGGCAACGGCCUCAUCAUCAGCGCCGUAGCCUGUGACCACCACCUGCACACGCCCAUGUUCUUCUUCCUGCUCAACCUGGCCCUCAGCGACCUGGGCUCCAUCUGCACAACUGUCCCCAAAGCCAUGCACAAU